AUGGAGCCUAUAGACACCUUUAAAAUUGUCAUUGUUGGCGGCGGCAUCGCCGGUCUCACUUUAGCUAACAUGCUGGAAAAGUUUGAUCUCGACUACGUUCUGCUUGAAUCACAUGGGACAAUUGCCCCAGUCGUCGGCGCAAGCAUCGGCUUGUUUCCAAAUGGCCUGCGAAUACUGGACCAGAUCGACUGUUACCAGGCGAUUGAGCAGAUUUUCGAGGGCGGAAUACCCUAUAACAGCCAAAACACCCGCGAUGAAAAUGGGAAUUUUAUCUCCUCAAUAGAAGGGUUUUACACCAAGCUAAAGAAAAGGCAUGGAUAUGGCCUGUUCUUUUUCGACCGCCAGAAGUUGUUGGAAAUCCUGUACGAUAACCUCCGAUACAAACAAAACGUCCUCCUCAACAAGCGUGUAGCUCGGGUCAAUCUCGUCGACGGCGGAGUCAACGUCAUCUGCGCCGACAACUCCGUUUUUUCUGGCACUAUCGUCGUCGGUGCUGAUGGUAUACAUAGCUCCGUUCGGGCCGCCAUGACUGAGCUAGCCAACCAGAUCGAGCCAGGCUAUUUCGACCCCAACGAACUCGAGUCUAUCCCAUGCCGCUACAAGUGUAGUUUCGGCAUCGCUCAGCACGUCCCGGGAUGGGUUCGAGGCGAACUGUACCAUAUUACAGGGAAAGGACGAUCGCAGCUUGUCAUCUCCGGACCCGACGACAAGGUUUACUGGUUUAUGUUUGAGCAGCUUCCCGAGAUACAAUACGGCAAGGGCAUUCCAAAGUUUUCGAAGGAAGAUGAGGCGGAGUUUGUCAAGUGUAACUCGGAUGUUGCAAUUACCCCUCGCAUUACAUUCAGGCAGGUAUACGCCAAACGUCUCUCAUCAGCUUUGACGCCCCUCCAUGAAGUGGCCUUUAAGAAGUGGUUCUUCAAUAGAAUCAUUACCCUCGGUGACUCAGCGCACAAGCCUCAUCCCAUCGGCGGUCAAGGCGGAAACGGCGCUAUAGAGUCCUGUGCAGAGCUCGUUAAUGCUAUAUCAAGAACCAAGGCCAGGCGGGGAGGCAACUUAGGCGGCCUAACCGACAAAGACGUCGAGACUCUCUUCACUGAGACACAAUCGGCGAGACGCGCGCGCGCCGACCUGAUCAUCAAGGAAGGCCACGACACUCAGGCGCUCUUUGCCUACGAGAACCUGGCAGUUUCUUCGGUAGUCUUCAAAGUUUUGCAACCGCUCUUUGGGGGGGAGGCUAUACUGGACGUGCUGAGCUCGGUCAUUGUGGGCUCUUCGAAGAUAGAGAGGCUUCCAGUUCCCCAUCGACCCCGUGUCAUCCCAUUCCACGACGAGCUCCCAGAGAAGCCUAUCAAUACAGAAACUCAUAACCGUGUGCGACUUGCAUUCCUAGGAGCCAUGGGGCUUAUCAUCUUUAUGGGUCUGAAGCCGCUUGCAUUGCCCAUCCCCGCCCUGGAACUAUGGAGUAGUUCACAGGUUAAGCUGAAAUGGUUCGGCGACUGCCCCAUCAACCAAUCUUUCAACCUAUUAGUGGGUGUUUUGGCAGUUCCGAUAGAUAGCGGAGGCUCAUCGGCAAAUUUCCACCUAUGGAACUUCAUAUUCCAGCUAAUAUCACCGUUGUUGAUAUAUGCCAUUGAAGGAUAUCGCGCCGGCCAUCGAGCAACACCCCUCGCCGUGCCCAUCAUGUAUUCUAUAGCCAUGCAAGUUCAAGGAAUCGGCCGGAUCGGGCCUAUCUACGCGGCUCUGUCUGCCUUUUUCUCGCACGACACACCCCUUGGUCAAGCUCUGCCGCUCCAGGUUGUCGAAUGCCUGAUACCGGCAAUAACGAUAGGGUUCGUCAUUCCAACAGUCAUGGCACUUGUGCCGAACCCUAACACGAUGGCCUGGCACGGAUGGAAUGGAAUUUGGCAGUUUGCGCCGCCCCUGUUCAAUGCGCUACUGGCACUCACCUCUUCAGCCCUGAGGAAGUGGAGGGUCCAUCGCCAGCCACCAUUCCGGACAGAUCUAGAACAAGAGCGGGAUGCUAGACUUGGCGAACGCGACUUUGUUCCAUUACUCAAGACAGUCUACAUCUACGCCUUUGCAGUGCAAGCAACCGCACACAUUACCUCGGUCACAUACGCAUGGCACCACCCUAGCAUCAACCUUGCUGAGACUUUCUUCGCACUGCCAAACCCCCUCAAUCGUGACUGGAAUCUGCCAAGUGUGGGGGAAACGAUGGCCGCCGUCUUAAGAUAUGAUAUGUUCCUCGCCGUCACAGCAUUUUUCGGCAGUAAUAUUUACUCAAUAUGGAAUCUGCGUCGCCUAGGCUAUAUCAAGACGCGCGAAGCCCUCAAUGCUGCCCUAGCGGUUUUAGUGGGCCAGGUUUUUGUUGGAUCUGGUGCUACAUGGGCCGGGCUGUGGUAUUGGCGGGAGGACAAGAUUACUGCGCCUCGUCAGACUUUCUGA
Penicillium cataractarum is the source of this 2445-nucleotide messenger RNA. Its product is annotated as FAD-dependent oxidoreductase. The record is from RefSeq and is a predicted model, not a curated record. The transcript has 3 exons. Gene Ontology annotation, molecular function: FAD binding. The coding region runs from base 1 to 2445 and encodes 814 amino acids. Lineage: Eukaryota; Fungi; Ascomycota; Eurotiomycetes; Eurotiales; Aspergillaceae.